Alosa alosa (allis shad) is the source of this 4720-nucleotide messenger RNA. RefSeq names its product serine/threonine-protein kinase BRSK2-like. Gene Ontology annotation, molecular function: protein serine/threonine kinase activity; ATP binding; tau-protein kinase activity. The record is from RefSeq and is a predicted model, not a curated record. Gene Ontology annotation, biological process: intracellular signal transduction; protein phosphorylation; microtubule cytoskeleton organization. NCBI's taxonomy places the organism in Eukaryota, Metazoa, Chordata, Actinopteri, Clupeiformes, Clupeidae. Gene Ontology annotation, cellular component: cytoplasm.
CGCUGCUUUGUCGAAUGUUGCGUCAAUCAGUGUACUGUGUUUGGAGCAUCGGUGAGCAUUCGCCUCGACAGUGCUGAUGCGAGCAAGGCUAGCUCUCCCUGCUCCCUAGCACCGACGCAGGCAAAGAGAGGCUACGCACGUUAGCUCCACACAAUGCCAAUUGUAUCUAAUAGCGUCUUAUAGCGAAGGAGAACAGGGCGACGCGGUGUGAAAGAACUACCUAACUCAAAUCGAACGAGCGAAACACCAACCUGAUCGGGCUGGAGAGGAUAGGGCACUGCUGCUGUCGGUGCAAAAAAGACACAGUAACCUAUUUAACGCCUUCGUGAACCUCGGCGUAAACCUUAAGCAAACAUGUCAACAUCGGCAAGGGAAGGUAGCGCCCAACAUGCCAAUUACGUGGGACCCUAUCGCUUGGAAAAGACCCUAGGAAAAGGGCAGACAGGUCUGGUGAAGUUAGGAAUUCACUGCGUAACAUGUCAAAAAGUGGCCAUAAAGAUCGUCAACAGGGAGAAGCUCAGCGAAUCUGUUCUAAUGAAGGUGGAACGAGAAAUAGCAAUUUUGAAGCUGAUCGAGCACCCACAUGUUUUAAAACUUCACGAUGUUUAUGAAAAUAAGAAAUACUUGUAUCUGGUACUGGAGCAUGUCUCUGGGGGAGAGCUGUUUGACUACCUGGUCAAGAAGGGCCGUCUGACUCCCAAAGAAUCACGCAAAUUCUUCAGACAGAUCAUCUCUGCCCUGGACUUCUGCCAUAGCCACUCCAUAUGCCACCGAGAUCUGAAGCCAGAGAACCUGCUCCUGGACGAGAAGAACAACAUUCGUGUGGCUGACUUUGGCAUGGCUUCCCUGCAGGUCGGCGACAGUCUCCUGGAAACCAGCUGUGGAUCCCCUCACUAUGCAAGCCCAGAGGUCAUAAGGGGAGAGAAGUACGAUGGUCGGAAGGCUGAUGUCUGGAGUUGUGGCGUCAUUCUCUUUGCACUUUUAGUGGGUGCGCUGCCAUUUGAUGAUGAUAACCUGCGGAACCUACUGGAAAAGGUGAAACUGGGUGUGUUCCACAUGCCUCACUUCAUCCCGCCGGAUUGCCAGAACCUGCUGAAGGGCAUGAUCGAGGUGGAUGCCAACAAGAGACUCACGUUGGAUCAGAUUCAGAAACAUGCGUGGUACAUAGCCGGCAAAAGCGAGCCAGAACCCCAGCCGCCGAUCCAGCGUAAGGUGGCUAUGAGGCUGCUCCCUGCGAUGGAGGACAUCGAUCCGGACGUGCUGGACAGCAUGCACUCUCUGGGCUGCUUCAGGGACAAGAGCAAACUUGUCAAAGACCUGCUGGCCGAGGAUGAUAACCAGGAGAAGAUGAUUUACUUUUUGCUUCUGGACCGAAAGGAGCGUUUCCCCAGCCAUGAGGAUCAGAACCUCCCACCCCGCAAUGACAUCGAUCCUCCAUCAGUAAAGCGUGGAUUUCCGGACUUCGUGUUGUUGAGGCACAACAAGCGGAGACCGGAGAGGAAGAGCAUGGAGGUGUUGACCGUCACCGAGGGAGGCUCUCCUGUGCCCGUCAGACGAGCCAUAGACCUGACCAAUCACGGGCAGAGGUCGAGGUCUAUCAGUGGAGCAUCUUCAUGUCUGUCCACCAGCCCUCUCAGCAGUCCCAGGGUGACGCCGCACGGCUCGCCGCGUGCCAGCCCGCUGCCCACGCCCAAGGGCACGCCCGUGCACACGCCCAAGGAGAGCCCCGCCGGCACGCCCAGCCCCACCCCGCCGCCCAGUCCCUCGCUGGGGGGACUGCCCUGGAGGACGCGCCUCAACUCCAUCAAGAACAGCUUCCUGGGCUCGCCACGCUUCCACCGCAGGAAAAUGCAAGUUCCCACCCAGGAGGACAUGUCCAGCCUAACGCCAGACUCAUCACCCGAGCUGGCUAAGAAGUCGUGGUUUGGCAACUUCAUCAGUCUGGAGAAAGAGGAGCAGAUCUUCGUGGUGAUCAGGGACAAGCCCUUGAGCUCCAUCAAAGCAGACAUCGUUCAUGCCUUCCUCUCUAUUCCCAGCCUUAGCCACAGCGUGAUUUCUCAGACUAGUUUCCGGGCUGAGUAUAAGUCGUCCGCAGGGCCCGCCGUGUUCCAGAAGCCGGUGAAGUUCCAGGUGGACAUCACCUACUCCGAGAGUGGCUGCGCCCAGAAGGAGAAUGGCAUUUACUCGGUCACCUUUACCCUGCUCUCAGGUCCGAGCCGGCGUUUUAAGCGAGUGGUAGAGACCAUUCAAGCACAGCUGCUAACCACUCAUGACCAACCAGGAGUCCAACAAAUAUCUGGUAGUCCGUUGAGUAACUUCUUUGACGUAAUUAGGCAGCUUUUUUCAGACGAGAAGCACGGUCAGGCGCCACGCUCCCCCGGCACGCCCAGCAAGCACGGGGCUGCCAACGGCAGGAAGCCAGAGCCCGAGUCCUCUGACUCUAAGAGCCAAGCGGGCAAAGACAGGGCCCAGCCUCCCUCGCCCACGCCCUCCCCCUCCCCCUCCCCCGCUGGGACACAGGAACAACCUUAAGAGAGGGGAUUUUAUAGUAGAGGACUAGAUUUCCAAAAAGAAAAGAGAAAUAUAAAGUAAAAAAGAGAAUAAAGAUCAUAAAAGUUAAAUCUAGGAAAUAACUGGUUGGUUUGAGCUACCAACAAUUUCUUUUUGUACAAUGAUUGGAAUGAACUGGAACUGUAAGCAAAUUUCUGUUUUAAAGGCACAGGUGCAGUCUAACCUUCCCCUCAUUUGUUUUUCAUUUGUUUUUAUUUGAUCAUUGUUUUCUAUUUGUCUCCUGUACACAGUUUGGUGAUCGCUUGGCUUGUUUUCACUACCAGGAAUUAUCCAGAAAACGUAUUAAAGUUCCACCCCUGCCAUCUCAAGAGGACACUUUGACUUUUAAGGCAGGAGGUUCCUAAGGACAAACACCCAUCACAAUGUUUUUACAUGUCCCCAUCGUGACUCAGAGAGAAUAGCCAUUAUGUGAAACAAAAUGUCCCCACCAAAAUGUCCCCAUAAUGAACAGUACCAAUGUACAUACCUCUCCUUUGUCCUCAUUAUGCAUCAUCAAAUACACUCUGCUGUGCGUCCCAUUGGCCGUAGCAGAUGGUCUGCACUGCUCUCCCCAACAACCUCCACCCUCUCCCUCUCCUCACCUGCUGGAUUGUGGACGACAGAAGACUGGGAGAAAAGCCUUAAGACAAAUAUGUUCUUCAAGCACAUAGUCUCUCUCUCUCUCUGUUUCUUCUCUACCCAACACAUGUAGGCAUACACACACACACACACACACACACACACACACACACACACUUGGAUGUAUAAAGCUACAAGAAGAGAGAGAAUGUUAGCACAGACAUAGGAUCAAAUGGGGAGUGUGGUGGAGACCGCCACAGUGGCACUGGAUUGUACUCCUUCUGUAGAAUUACUUUCUGAAUGAACCAUCACUGCUCUCUAAUGGACUUGCUGUAAAUGAAAUGAGAUCCUAGUGGCAAAAACGAAAUAUUGGGUACAUGCCACUGCAAUGGGGUAGGCAAAGUAAGACACAAAGGAAAUAUUAUGUUGUACAGACUAGAUAUGUUUUUAUUGUAUUACAAAUGUCUAGCUGUGACAUCGAUCAGGCUGUGUAUCUAUUUAUUUUUUUUGGUCAUUUGUGGUCAAAGUCACUUCUAUGUCACCUUUGAUUGGUGUUAUGCAUUAUUGAUGUUUGAUUCUGUUUGUUUAUUUUUUCUUAUUCUGUAUUUAAUGUUUUUAAUAUUUUUGAAGGAAGCAUCUGCAGGAUUCAGAGAAUCAUAAUUGUGAAUAUUUUUGUAAUUUAUUUAUUUGGUUUUAAUGGUGAAUGUCUUGUCUUUCUGUUAAUAUAUAUACAAAUACACACACCUUAAUUUAUUCUACUCUUAGGUAUUUAUAGGAACAAAACGGGGUAGAUAGUUGACAAUUUGUCGUGAUAUCAGGGCAUCAUUGACCAGAAGUUUUUGGCAAAUAUUUUCUCCUAUACUUAUGGUUGAACUGGCUAACAGUAUGUGAUCAAAGACACCUGUUUUUUUUUUUUUUUCCUUUGUCCAAUUUGGAAAAAAGCUUGUAUUGUAUGUUCAAUUAUUUAUGAGUAAUUUAAGAAUGUAGACUAGCAUUUUGGGGAGAGGGGUGACCCACUGAUGUCUGUCUCUGAUGUCUCUUCUUGUUGGCGUGCAACUGGGGGCUGAGGGUGUGGGAGUGACUCUCAAGGAGACUGGCUGUAAAUAGAUUUCUUUCUUGGGGAAUUAGGGGGAUGGGGUUCCACAUGGCACUUGGUUGCAGGAGACCUGCUCCUGGGUUUGAUCUUGUAAUGCUGUUUGCAUGUCCGGCGGCCGAAUUUUCUUUGCAUGAUGUUGUAACCGUUAGAUUUCCACAGACCUUGUAAUCCCAAAGCUCUCCUGUUUUGUUUUGUCUUGUUUUUUUUUUUUGAAGGGGAAAAAAGUGUCUUUUAUUCUUUUAUUUUUUUCAGUUUGUUCGUUUGGUUUCAUUUUGCCCUCAUUUCUCCUGUAUCUAUAUUUCUGUAUUCUCUCUCUCUCUCUCCCUCUCUUCCUCUCUUCUCAUGUUUUUGUCUUUGUGUUCCUCCCUGGGCCCCCCCUCGUCCUCGUCCACCUCCUCUGUGUGCUCCCGGUGAGAUCUCAGCACUCUCCCUAGCCCUGGUGGCUGGCACAGCAUGGAGGUGGAUCCAUGAAUAAAUAAAGCAAUACAGAUUGUA